This is a messenger RNA of Myotis brandtii (Brandt's bat), 4080 nucleotides long. It is a transcript of the gene TICRR, whose product is annotated as TOPBP1-interacting checkpoint and replication regulator. Gene Ontology annotation, biological process: regulation of DNA-templated DNA replication initiation; DNA replication; response to ionizing radiation. The annotation marks the transcript as partial. Gene Ontology annotation, molecular function: chromatin binding. The record is from RefSeq and is a predicted model, not a curated record. NCBI's taxonomy places the organism in Eukaryota, Metazoa, Chordata, Mammalia, Chiroptera, Vespertilionidae. Gene Ontology annotation, cellular component: nucleus. The transcript is spliced from 21 exons.
UUCCUGCUGGGCCCCUGCCCGCGCUCGCAGAGGGAGCUGGUGCAGUUCGUGUCCGGCUGCGAGGCCCAGGCCCAGGGCCCGCCGCCCACCCCGAAGCAGGUGAUGGAGAAGUUGCUGCCCAGGAGGGUCCAGGAAGUCAUGGUCACCCGGAAGGUUACCUUGUACUGGGUGGACACCACCGAGCGGUCCAAGCUGUGGGAGUCCCCAGACCACCUUGGAUACUGGACAGUAUGUGAACUGCUCCAGCACCUGGGGGGCACCGUCUUGCCGUUGGAGACUUUGAGCCCGGAUGGUACGAAAGCUGGGGAGACCCUGUUCUCACGUGAGCCUCACCCCUCCUCGUGGGUGUCAGCUCUGCCAACAGACUCCAUCUUAAACUGUGUGCUCUAUAAUUCUCCUGAGUAUGAAGCCUCAUUUCCACGGACGGAAGGAACGUUAUUUCUCCCUGUUGAAGGCAAAGAGACUCAAGAAGCAUGGACAGUCAUCCUAGAGCCCUUGGCCGUGCAUCAGAGACAUUUUCAGAAACCAGUCAGAAUUUUCCUGAAAGGCACGGCCACCCAGUGGUCUCUCCCCACGAGUGGCACUUUGGGCACUGAUAGCUGGAUGCUGCAGAGUCCAGAGGAGAAUAAGUCAGCCCACAGGACGUUGUUUCAGCAGCUGGUCCACAGGCUGACUGCCGAAGAGUUACAUCUGGUCGCCAGUGUGGACCCCGGUGACGGCUGGCCCCCCGUCACAGGCGUUAUUUCCCCCCUCUCUACCAACACUACGGUUCUCACCGUGUUUCGCACUGAGGAGGCUACAUUUCAGAGGCGUUUCCUCCAAACAGCUGUGGCUGAGAACCCCCUGGACACCGCGUCCCUUUGUUCCGAUGUUAUGGGUGUCGUACUGAGUCCGACCCCCUGUUUGUUGGAAGACCCUACCACCUCCGCUCCUCCCUGUCCAGAGUGGGCCCAGCAGGAGCUCGGCCGCACCGCGCCCUGGAGAGCUGCUGUUGCCGAGAGCUGGUUUCCCUGCUCCAACCUCAGUGGCGCCAGUUCGAAUUUGAUGGAGUCAUUUUGGCUGCUGCAGGCUGCCUCGCCCACUAAGGAAGAGUCUUCCAAGACUGAGAGUGAGUUAACACGCCGCCUGGCCGAGCUCUACCUGAGAAGGUCUCGUGAGGAGCCCGCCGUGGCUAACCAGGAAGACAGCAGAAAGAAACGAGGCGUCCCUCGCACGCCAGUGCGGCAGAAGAUGAAGACCAUGUGCCGCUCCUUAAAGAUGUUGAACGUCGCGAGGCUGAACGUCAAGGCUCAGAAGCUGCAUCCAGAUGGCAGUCCAGAGGCCGCUGGGGACAGGGGGACCCAGCAGACAGCGGGCGGGAGAACAGCGGGUAGAUUGGAGCACAGAGGAAGGACACGAAGAAGCACCAAACCUAAAGAUUUUAAAACUGAAGAGGAGCUACAAUCUUACAUACAUGAAAAUUACCAGAAGACUAUGGCCACAGGAGAAACCGUGUUGUAUUCAUGUGCUCAGAACAUGAUCUCAACCAUUAAAGCAUUUCUCAAGUCCAAAGGCACCAAGGACUUAGAGAUGAACUGCCUGCAUCAAGUCAAAAAUAACCUCUUAAGAACUAGCAAAAGUCUUAGACAAGAUAUAGGAAAAAACCGGGAUAAAGAGGACAAAAUCAGAGAGUGCCAGCUGCAGGUGUUUCUCCGUUUGGAGAUGUGUGUGCAGUGCCCGUCGAUACGUGACAGCAUAGAUGACGUGGAGCAGCUGGUGGAGGAGGUGGCGGAUUUGCUGCGCAUGGUCUGUUUAACUGAGGACUCGGCAUACCUGGCGACGUUUCUGGAAGAAAUUCUGGGAAUGUACAUUGACUCCAUCCCGAAGACGCUGGGGCAACUGUACGACAGCCUGGGCAUUGUGGUUCCUCAGAAGCUGGCGGGGGUCCUGCCGACAGACUUCUUCAGCGACGACUCCGUGACACAGGAGGGCAAGUCGCCGCUUUCCUCCGUGCCUCUCAUGGCCAGUGGCGGCAGGUCAGCGCCGGGCGGCACGGACUCCGACCAGCUGGAGGAGCUGCGUACCCGGUCGGCUAAGAAGAGAAGGAAAAAUGCAUUAAUAAGACACAAAAGCAUUGCGGAGGCCUCACAGAAUCGUCGACAAAUUGAAAUCCCCAAAGUGUCCCAGAAACCCGCGAGAAACGUAAGUUGUUUCCCCGAGACAGGAAAUGGCGCCAGAGACCUAGUCCUUCUGCUUUCAGAAGUGACCAAAGUUCGAAGAAAUCUCUUCACCCAGGAAAUUUCUCCUUCAAAGAGACCGGCGAAGCGGGGGCUGCCGAGAAGCCACUCCGUGUCGGCCGUGGAAGGCCUGCGGCACCAGCUGGACAGCGUGGGCAGGACCAGAGGGCAUCCCAGGCUGCUGACCAGGACUGUGGCCGAGACCCCGGAGCACAAGCAGGUCUCCGGGCGGCUGCUGCACCGGCAGAUCAAGGGCAGGUCCUCUGACCCUGGUCCUGAGAUCGACGUGGUUGAGGAGUCCCCGGAGAAAGGUGACAAGGUGAGUCUGAGAAGAAGCCCUCGCAUCAAGCAGCUGGCACUCGGCAGGAGGAAAUCUGGUCCCUUCUAUUCUGCGUCUCAGCCGCAGCCUCGAAGUGUGCAGAGGGUUCACUCGUCUCAGCAAAGCUGGUCAGGCCAGAGAGGAUCUCCUCCCCUCCCGAGGAUUCGGUCUCCGAAGACGCUGCUUUUCGGGGCCGUGUCCGAGGUGGUCAGGCCCUCGGAGGAGGGUGCGGCUCGACGUACAGGUCCUUCCGGAGACACGGUGGCCUCUGAGAUGCCGACAGCUUACCAGACGCCUAAGAAGAGUUCCUGGAAGCCUCCCUGCUCUCCGAGAGCUACGCCCCAAAGGCCCCCUCGUGCCCCUCGCACGCCGCAGACUCCCCUGUGCUCCCCCCAGAGGCGGCAGAAGCCCUGUGCAGCCCGGACACCUGCCAGACAGGGGCUGUUUCAGUCCCCUAAGGACUCCGCGCCCCACGGCCGCCAAUCACCUUCUCUGCCCACAGCCUCUCCGCUCGGACGCCCCCUGCCCGAAGGCGGCGCCUCUCCCUUGGGAACGAGCCCGAGAACUCCCCGAAGGCCGGGCGGCCAGCCCCUGGGGCUUCUGCAGAGCCCUCCCUGGCUGCCCUCAGUGGCUUCCAGUCCAGAAAGCACCCUGUGUCUGGCAGCCUGGGGGGUGCCCAGAGAAACUGCCCGCGUGGCUGCACCUCCGACUCAGAAGCCCCAGCACCCCCACCACCUCAGAGCCUCUUGGGGUGAGGAACCGGCACAGAGAGGGAGAGAGAACGCUGGCAGAACCCCGACAAGACCAGGGGACACAGCCGAGCCCGCUUCCCCGCCGGUGUCUCCUCUCGCCUCCCCUGCAGGUGGCAUUCCCGAGAGUCCCCCCAGGACAGCCUCGGCCGAGUCCCCUCACCCUGGACAACUGGACGGGAGAGAGCCCCCCAGGACCUCAGGGCGAGCCAAGCCUGACGCCAGCCCCUGCUCCCCCCCUGAAGGGGGGACGAGGCUGGGAAACACCUCCAGUCCCGAGAGGGGCUCCCUGGAGGGCCAGCCCCAUCCCUGCACCGCUCCUGCCCACGGCACGGACACUAGGAGGCAGCAGCAGGAGGGGGGCCCCUCUCCGCCCUCUGAAGGGCACGGUGACCCGGGGCCUGGCUGCAGGACCGGCUGGCACACGUCCUCCCCUGUGCUCGCUGCAAGUGACACGGAGCCCCUCCCUGUCCCGGGCGAAGCUGAGGACAGGAACAGCUACAGUGCUCCCGUGGGAGACGGCGAGGGGUUAAGGCCGGCGGUUGCUGGGGAGCAGCCUCCUGAUCCUGGGACUCCUCCCUCUGCGCCCCCCUCUCCCCGCACAGGCACGGACCUGGAGCUCGGCCUCCACAAGACUCGCAUCCUGGGGGACUUUGAGCUCGAGGGGGUGUGUCAGCUGCCAGACCAGUCCCCUCCCGGAGCCGGAGAUGGGGAGCCUGGGUCCGAGGAUGCCUCCCCCUGGGGGCCGCCUGGGAGGGGCUCCAGGAAGAGGCUGCUCUCAGCUGAGGACGCCGAG